AUGAUGCAGCAGAUUCUUCAGGACAUGUAUACAGAUCCUGAGCUGUUGUCUGAACUCAACGAAGAGCAGAAACAGAUCCUCUUCUAUAAGAUUCGGGAGGAGCAGGUGCGGCGCUGGAACGAGAGGGAGAGAAGAGACCCCAGCCAUGCUUUGAAAAAAAAGAGCGACCGCAGAGGCAUUCAGUGGCUUCUGGGCUCACAUGGAGAGGUGUGGGUAUGGGUAAUGGGGGAGGCCCUGGGGGACAAGCCCUUUGAAGACAUUGUGGAAGAACUGAUGGAGGAGAGAGCCAGGAAGCAGGCCCAGCAAGAGGCACAGGAACUCCGGCGUGUGAAGGAGGCAGAGAUUGAAAAGAAGUUUCGAGAUGCCAUUGCGAAGGAAAAGGCUCGGUUCAUGGCAGAAAAAUGGAAGGAGGAGACAGAUGACAGAAAGGCAGCCAGGCAUGAAGAAGAGGAAGAUCGCAUUAGAGAGGAACUGAAGCAAUGUGAGGAGGAAGAGAGACAGCGAGGCGAGGAAGAAAUCCGCCAAACAGAGGAGAGGAGAGCAAAGGAGCUGUACAUCUCUCUGAAGCAGGAGGAAAAGAGGAACGAGAGAGAUGACAAAGAAUGGCAGGAACAAUUGCGACGCUCCAAGGCGGCGGAUGAGGAGAUGAAGUGCAAGGCACGACGGGCUAGAAAUGAAUAUAAGCGCCAGUCUCUGCGGGGCAUCGAGAAGGGCCUGGUGGCUGGACUCAGCGGCCUGUUCCAUAAGACACACCUGAACGGAUCGGGUCACAACCGACGGCAUGGCGCGGUCACUGAACAUCCGACCCCUCCAACUGAGGCCACCCAUUCACCUGCAGCUAUUUGGAUUCGUCCACCCAGACCGAACUCUCGUGAGUCCAUUAUCCGCUGGUUUAAAGACGAGCAGAGACCAAGACGAGCGGGAUAUGAGCGAAGUAGCAACACCAUCGCACCCUGGUUCCACGGAAUCAUAUCACGGCAGGAGUCAGAGGCUUUGCUAGCGAAUGCGGCAGAUGGCUGUUUCUUGGUCAGAGUGAGUGAACGGAUCUGGGGCUACACGCUGUCCUACCGCACCACCUCAGGCUUUAAGCACUUCCUCAUCGACGCAUCGGGUGAUUAUUACAGCUUCCUAGGUGUAGACCAGAACCGUCACACCACCUUAGCUGAUCUCAUUGACUUCCAUAAGGAGGAAGUGAUCACCACGUCUGGAGGAGAACUACUCCAGGACCCCUGCAGGCAGAGAAGCUCCACAAGGAAGGAGCUCUUUCAGCUAGCAGCACUGACAAAGACCUGA
Molecule: messenger RNA, 1293 nt
Organism: Sinocyclocheilus rhinocerous
Lineage: Eukaryota; Metazoa; Chordata; Actinopteri; Cypriniformes; Cyprinidae
Product: SH2 domain-containing protein 4B-like
Exons: 9
Coding region: 1-1293 (430 amino acids)
Cellular component (GO): cytoplasm
Source: RefSeq, a predicted model, not a curated record